Messenger RNA from Austrofundulus limnaeus, 1638 nucleotides. RefSeq names its product proteasome 26S subunit, non-ATPase 12 (gene psmd12). The record is from RefSeq and is a predicted model, not a curated record. Lineage: Eukaryota; Metazoa; Chordata; Actinopteri; Cyprinodontiformes; Rivulidae. Gene Ontology annotation, cellular component: cytoplasm; proteasome regulatory particle, lid subcomplex.
AAUUUUUUUUUUCUUUUCUCUCACCGCAACAAUGUCCGAGGAACGAUCUGAAAGAUCUGAUGGCAGAAUUGUUAAAAUGGAGAUGGACUACAGCUCGACUGUGGACCAGCGUCUCCCGGAAUGUGAAAAACUGGCUAAAGAAGGGAAACUACAGGAGGCCGUCGAAAGCUUGUUGUCACUGGAGAAGCAAACAAGAACAGCAUCAGAUAUGGUGUCCACCUCCAGAAUCCUUGUAGCUGUGGUCCAAAUGUGUUAUGAAGCCAAGGACUGGGAUGCUCUGAAUGAAAACAUCAUGUUACUCUCGAAAAGGAGAAGUCAGCUCAAACAGGCUGUUGCCAAAAUGGUGCAAGAAUGUUACAAAUAUGUCGACGCUGUUACUGAUCUGAAGAUCAAGCUGAGACUUAUCGACACACUUCGCACUGUGACUGCUGGCAAGAUCUAUGUGGAGAUUGAGCGUGCCAGGCUAACGAAGACACUGGCAAAUAUCAAAGAGCAGAAUGGAGAGGUCAAAGAGGCUGCUGCCAUUCUGCAGGAGCUACAGGUGGAGACAUACGGCUCCAUGGAGAAAAAGGAGAAGGUGGAGUUUAUCUUGGAACAGAUGAGGCUUUGCAUCGCUGUCAAGGAUUACAUUCGCACUCAGAUCAUCAGCAAGAAGAUAAACACCAAAUUCUUCCAAGAAGAGGGCACUGAGGAGUUGAAGUUGAAGUAUUACAACCUCAUGAUUCAGGUGGACCAACAUGAGGGCUCCUACCUGUCCAUAUGCAAGCACUACAGGGCGAUCUAUGACACCCCCUGCAUCUUGGAGGACAGCAGCAAGUGGCAGCAGGCCCUGAAGAGUGUGGUGCUGUAUGUGAUUUUGUCUCCUUACGACAACGAGCAGUCAGACCUCGUGCACAGAAUCAGUGAUGACAAGAAACUGGAAGAAAUCCCUAAAUACAAGGACCUUCUAAAGCAGUUCACUACUAUGGAGUUGAUGCGUUGGGCCUCCUUAGUGGAGGAUUAUGGGAAGGAGCUGAGAGAGGGCUCACCUGACAGCCCAACGACAGAUGUCUUCUCUUAUUCAGAGGAGGGAGAGAAAAGAUGGAAAGACCUCAAAAACAGAGUGGUGGAGCAUAACAUCCGAAUAAUGGCCAAGUACUAUACCAGAAUCACAGUGAAAAGGAUGGCUCAACUUCUUGACCUCUCUGUUGACGAAUCUGAAGAGUUUCUUUCCAGCCUGGUUGUGAACAAAACCAUUUAUGCGAAGGUUGACCGACUCGCCGGCAUCAUCAACUUUCAGCGGCCCAAAGACCCCAACGACCUGCUCAACGACUGGUCGCACAAACUCAACUCUCUCAUGUCUCUGGUGAACAAGACCACACACCUUAUUGCCAAGGAGGAGAUGAUCCACAACCUGCAGUGACAUAAGAACAGUGUAUUAUUUUAUAUUUUGUUUCAUACUUUUGUUUUUGUGAAUGGGAGUGUAGGUGACUGUUUUUGAAUAUAUGGUUUGUUAGCAAAAUAUUGCUGUGGCUCAGUUGCAAUGUCAUAUAAGGAGAAAUCAAAUGUUCAAAAUAUUCAUGCCCCUACUAGAUUGUUCCUUUUUUAUUGUUCAGUAAAACAUUGACAAUAAACAUAUGAGGACUUCCUCCGUUUGUA